AUGAACAACUCCGCCACUACACUGCUUAUCCUGGCCCUUACCCUCGUAGCCUCGGCCCUGGUGGUUGAGGGCGUGCGCGUGGAUAGCGCUUUUAACUGCCCUCGCGGCUAUGGCUACUGUGCAAACUACGGCACGUGCUGCGAUCUCGACUACCAGUGCGCCGACCCUAGCCAGUGCUUCGGGGGUGAACCUGACAGCGCUCUCUACUGCCCUCGCGGCUAUGGCUACUGUACAGGCCUUGGAUGCUGCAAUCUCGACUUCGGGUGCUCCGACCCCAGCCAGUGCUUCGGGGGUGGAGCCACAGUUAAUUGA
Acanthamoeba castellanii str. Neff is the source of this 312-nucleotide messenger RNA. RefSeq lists its product as uncharacterized. Lineage: Eukaryota; Discosea; Longamoebia; Acanthamoebidae. Bases 1 to 312 code for a protein of 103 amino acids. The transcript is spliced from 2 exons. The record is from RefSeq and is a predicted model, not a curated record.